CUGUCAUUUCGCUGUCACGUCAGUAUUUGAAAAUUUGGUCAGCCAAUUCGCACUCAGUUUACAAAAAUAAAACAAACUUAUUAUUUACAAGUUUUUAUUAUUUUCAAAGCUGCUGGAGCCACGCUCAUCUAUUUAAUCAAUGGAAUUUGCAACAUUGGUGCUAACUCUCGCCUUUCUACAUGGUGCUUCGAGUUUCGACUCGAGUAAUAUAGUGUUCGUAAUAAUAAGUCAAACCGAGCCGUACCAUGCCAGCGUAGCUGCGAGACUCAAGAAAAAUAUAGAGAGCCAAGUAUUGGAAGUAGAAAAUCGGCAUCCCAUAGUCCACAUAACCCACGAGGACUUCCCCGUUCCGGGAGCGUGGACCAUCAUCCCACUGUUGGGUCCAAUAGUGGACAAAUACAAGGGCCACGAGAUCAGAUGGGUGGUUUUCCUUGAGGCCCACACGGCGGUUCGAUGGCGCAAUUUGUUUGACACAUUGAAAGCUGCUGAUGAACAGAAGGACACCAUGUGGAUUGGCUAUCCCCUCAGUGACGAGGAACCCACGAUCAUUCAUCACUUCACCUUCUACGAGGACCUGGAGGAGGAAGGGGGCUUCGUGUACCCACACUUUGCUAGUGGCUUCGCUAUGAGGCUGGAACUUAUUGAGAACCUCCGCAACCAAGUAGAAUCAGGUGAAUGGAAGCCUGAAGCAGACUUCUUUAUAGACCCAGCAUUCGAGCUGGCUCAAUUGGUCUACCGAGGUGCUGACAACCCUGGCCCGCUGCUCACGCCAGAGAUGAGCUUCUGCGUGGUUUCUGGUGACAAUUGCGCGACGUAUCCGAGACAGUUUGACACAUGUGGCAGUGCCAUACCUGAGGAGUCGAUCUUCUUCGCAGUGAAGACCUGGAGUGGCUUCCACGGCACCAGAGCCAAGGUGGUGAAGAAGACCUGGGGGAAACACGUCAGCAAUCUGCUGUUCUUUAGUGAUAAACCAGAUCCUUCCCUCCCCGCCAUACAUACGGGAGUGGCCAACUCUAAGACAGGACAUUGUAUGAAAACUGUGGCCAUAUUGAAACUGGUGCUGCAAAAAGUGUUCAAUAUGCCACAUAUCAAGUGGAUAUUCUUGGCUGAUGAUGAUACCAUAUUGGGAGUACAAAGACUUUGUGAAGUGUUAAGCUGUUAUCGUGGAGGCUCUGACCUCACCGUCCUCGGAGAACGAUAUGGGUACGGCUACGGGAAGACGAACGGUGCUAAUAAAGGUUUCGACUAUAUCACGGGUGGGGGCGGCACUGUCCUAAGCGUCGCGGCGGCGCAAAAGCUUUCACAAUGCGUGUGCGCAUCCGUCUCCGCUCCGGACGACAUGACGCUCGGCGCGUGCGGCCAGCAUCGGCUCAAUGUCACCGCCACGCACUCGCCUCUGUUCCAUCAGGCACGACCACAAGACUAUUCCCGCGAGGUCCUUGCCCGGGACCGCCCUGUUUCAUUCCACGGACAUUCAUCCCCCGAGCCUCUAAGAGUAUACGCCACUUGGUUCCAACACGACGACUUAGCGCUCAGAAAAAGAAGGGUUAAAGAUGAACUGUAAAACUUUUUUACUCGACUGCCCACAAAAAGUACUGUUACGUUUUCAGAGUUCCAUGUUUGUAUGUAUGUUUGCGAAUUUCUUUAUUUGGCUAGUCUACAAAAUGUGCUCAAUAAAUUCCACGGAUAUGUACUGAUUUUCAAGAUAAUAGCUUCUUACAUAUCUCUGUGUCAAAAAAAUUGGCUAAAUAUAAAAUACUCGAAUGCGCCUCGAAUAUUAGAUUAAUAUGGCAAUUUUAAUGUCUCAUUCGCAAUAUGAAAAGAAUAUCAAAAAUUUAAUCUACUUAUUAAUAAUUUAUUUAAGAUACAUAAGAAGAUAUUUAUGUAUAUGUAAAUAAGUUAUAUAAUGUAUGGUAUAUAUGCAUAAUAUGCAUGCAAUUAUGCAUAAUAACAAAUACAUUAUGAAAUCUUACGCUUCAUUCAGUUAAAAUAUAGUUUUAAUAUUAUGUAUAUACUUUGUAAGUUUAUUGCGAUAAUUCUAAGAAAAUUACACUUAUCAUAUUAUGCA
This is a messenger RNA of Plodia interpunctella (Indianmeal moth), 2068 nucleotides long. RefSeq lists its product as uncharacterized. The coding region runs from base 140 to 1564 and encodes 474 amino acids. Gene Ontology annotation, molecular function: N-acetylgalactosaminide beta-1,3-galactosyltransferase activity. Gene Ontology annotation, cellular component: membrane. The transcript has 11 exons. The record is from RefSeq and is a predicted model, not a curated record. NCBI's taxonomy places the organism in Eukaryota, Metazoa, Arthropoda, Insecta, Lepidoptera, Pyralidae.